AUGGCAGCCAUUGCGUUUGCCUCGCACGCUAAACAAGUCACCCUUUCCACUGGCCAUUCCUACUCUUAUGCAUUCAUACCGGCAAAGCCCGCACACUCAACUAUCCUAUUUCUCCAUGGAUUUCCAUCCUCGUGUUAUGACUGGAGACACCAGGUUACGUUCUUCGCUGGUCAGGGAUAUGGAGUUCUAGCUCCUGAUCUCCUUGGCUACGGCGAGACCAGUAAACCGGUCGCCGUGAGCGCCUAUAGAGCGAAGAGAAUGGCAACGGAAAUCAGAGAAAUCCUCGACCAUGAGCAGCUUCAUUCGGUCCAUGCCGUCUCUCAUGAUACGGGAAGCAUUUUGCUUUCACGUCUGGCGAACUACUAUCCAGAUAGGCUCCUAUCAACUACAUUUUUGGCUGUGCCAUAUUCGAAACCCGGAGAACAUUUCGAAUCUCGAGGCAUCAUUUACUAUGAGCAACGUAUUGACGAGGUCGGAAAUCUCAAGAGCGAAUCAUUCUUUACUCUGUUUUAUCCUGCAGAUCCUGCCUUGUGGUCGGAUCAUCUUGGGCCUGGAGGAGCACUCGAAUCGUGGCUUCGAGCGGAUACGCAGGGUGCAAAGGCACCCUAUAUCACAGACUAUGAGAGGAACCUCCAUCAGAAAAUUAUGCAAGGGCAGCAUGGACCGGCAUUACAUUGGUACCAUGCUCUAGUGGAGAAUGUGAAUGAGCAGGAUGAGUUGGAUGAUGGGCUCUCCGUAAAGCUGACAAGACCUGUUCUCAUGAUCUUCCCAGCCUCCCUUCCGGGCGACUUCUCAGUGGCUAGCGGCCAGACGAAUGAGAUCGCCGAUGAUUUGACCGUGAAGAAGGUACGUACAUCUGGUCAUUGGUUACAGCUGGAGGCGAAAGACGAAGUCAAUUCUAUGUUGAGUGAGUUUAUCUCCCGCUGUGAUGGAGAGCGACUCGGAUGA
Penicillium chermesinum is the source of this 948-nucleotide messenger RNA. Its product is annotated as alpha/beta fold hydrolase. Lineage: Eukaryota; Fungi; Ascomycota; Eurotiomycetes; Eurotiales; Aspergillaceae. The transcript is spliced from 2 exons. Gene Ontology annotation, molecular function: catalytic activity. The record is from RefSeq and is a predicted model, not a curated record. The coding region runs from base 1 to 948 and encodes 315 amino acids.